This is a messenger RNA of Epithele typhae, 1518 nucleotides long. RefSeq lists its product as uncharacterized. Gene Ontology annotation, cellular component: U2AF complex. Bases 1 to 1518 code for a protein of 505 amino acids. Gene Ontology annotation, biological process: mRNA splicing, via spliceosome. The record is from RefSeq and is a predicted model, not a curated record. The transcript is spliced from 6 exons. Gene Ontology annotation, molecular function: mRNA binding; metal ion binding. NCBI's taxonomy places the organism in Eukaryota, Fungi, Basidiomycota, Agaricomycetes, Polyporales, Epitheliaceae.
AUGCACGACUACGGCUACGCCGGCAUGGUGGCUCCCGCCGAGGACUACCAGCCUACCUCUCCACCAAAGUAUCGCACGAAACUGUGCCGCAACUUCCCGCUCGGCGCCUGCCGCUACGGCGACCAGUGCUCCUUCCUGCAUGUCCCACCGAGCGCGUCCCCCACCGCGCACUUCUCCUACGCCUCCGCUCCUCCCAUCCUCCAUCCUUCGACACCCUCAUCCUCCCGCCCUUCGCCCACGAUUGACCAUGCAUCCGGCUCAUCGCACGCUCCGCGGCGCGAGCAACGCCCUUCUCGGAAUAGCAUGGACCUCUGGCGGGCGCGCAUGGAGGGCGCGUGCCCGCCCCCACCCCCCGGCACGCCGAUGACCGUGACGGGCACGUUCAUGCCUCUGCCCGGGUCUCCCAGCACGCGCUCCGACUGGGCCCUGGCUCCGCAGGAGUGCGGGUACGGCGACACUGAGGCGAUGCCGAUGCGCGCGAAGGGCGCCGCGCGCCAGGGGUCGUCGCCGCGCGAUACGGGGGACCGGAACGCUCGCCACAGGAACACCUUUUUUAAGACGAAGCCGUGUAGGUUCUACAGGGAGCCGGCGGGGUGCAUCAAGGGCAACCGCUGCAACUUCAUCCACGAGAGCCCAGAUGAAGAUCGGCAGCACCACCGUCCUCGCGGUCUAGCCGCCCCCACGCCACUGGAGCUCAUCGACGACAACGAGCACGAGCUCGAGGAGGACUCGAGUACCCCGAGCGAGCCGUCCCCGUGCUCCGCGACGACCGUAUCCUCAUCCGACAGCGAGCAGGACCACAACCACGACCUCGAACAAGAACAAGAAUACAGCGGCUCCAGCUCCGGCUCGCACGAGUCCACCCCACGCAAGCGCGGUCAGAACUUCUUCCCCGUCACCUGGCGCGUCGUCGGCGGUGGAGUGAUGAUGAGCGGCUCGCGCGAGAUCUGCGAGAGCUUCAUGGCCGGCCAUUGCACCGACGGUGUGGACUGCCGGUUCGCGCAUCCGUACGACACGUACGACGAGCAGUCGUACGCGGUUCCGCACGUCGAGCCCCCGCCGAUGUACAGCCCGCUCUCGCCCGUGUCCCCGAUGUCCCCCGUCGUGUUCGCGUAUCCGGUCAUGUACGGCCCCGCCGCGCUCUCGCCGCCGCUGCCCUUCGCGCUCCCCGCGGCCCCCACGGAGUGCUUCGCCAAGGGCGUCCCCGCGAGCGCACCCGCCCCCUUGCCGUACGGGACCUACGCGCCCCACCGCGUGGUCGACGGGAGCACGCUCGCCGACCGCAACGCGUACUACAUGCAGGUGGGCCCGUGCGCCCACGCGGGCAUGUACGCGGACUACGCCGCCGGCGCGGGAGCGGAGUACGGGAUCGGCGUCGGCGUCGGCGUCGUGAUGGAGGAGGGCGCGGGCGCGGUCGCCGCGCGUGGGGUGGUGCGACCGGUGUCGACGCCGCCGACGCCGCUGCAGGGCGAGGCUCCGAGCAGCGUGCACAGACUCUUUGCCGCGGAGAUGCCCUGA